CUAAAAGUAGUGCCGGGAGACUGGGGCCAGAACAGAAUCCGUGUUGACCCGAGUCACAACACGGAGGCUCUGGAUCACUCCGGUUCCGAGCAAGUCUGAGAUCGCCUCCCAUUUUCCCCACCUACAGGAUUCAACUUGGAUAUGGCUACCUCCAUUCUUGGGGAAGAGCCUCGGUUUGGAACGACACCUUUAGCUAUGCUGGCCGCAACCUGCAACAAGAUUGGAAACACGAGCCCCCUCACUACUUUGCCCGACUCCAGCGCCUUCUCCAAAGGGGGAUUUCACCCGUGGAAGAGAUCCACGUCAAGUUGCAACUCUGGUUCGGCUCUCCCCGGCUUCACGGUGGCGACCAGCCGCGCUCCCACGGGACUAGCGCCGACGAGCGGCGCCGGCAACAGCGCCUUCUGCCUGGCCUCCAGCGCCUCCCCGACGUCGGCCGCAUUCUCCAGCGAGUACAGCGGCUUGUUCACCAACGGCGGCAGCGUGUCAAGCCAGGAGUCCGGCCAGUCGGCCUUCAUCUCCAAGGUGCACACCUCCGCCGCCGAGAGCCUGUAUCCGAGGGUGGGCAUGGCGCACCCGUACGAGUCGUGGUACAAGUCCGGCUUCCACUCCACCAUCUCCGGCGAGGUGGCCAACGGCGCAUCCUCCUGGUGGGACGUGCAUACCAAUCCUGGCUCGUGGCUCGACGUCCAGAACCCUGCGGGCCCGCUGCAGGGCUCUCUGCACUCCAGCACCCCGCAGGCCAUCCACUCACAGCUGAGCGGGUAUAACGCGGAUUUCUCCUCGCUCACCCACUCGGCCUUCAGCUCCACGGGGAUCAGCCCCACCGCAUCCCACCUGCUCACCACCGGCCAGCACCUGUUGGCCCAGGACGGCUUCAAAACGGUGCUGCCCGCGUACACGGACACCUCCGCGGCAGCUGCAGCGGCGGCCAACGCCAUGAUCUCCGGGGGCGGCUCGGGGAUCAGCGGCUCUUCGCGGUCGUCGCGGCGGUACUCCGGCCGGGCGACGUGCGACUGCCCGAACUGCCAGGAGGCCGAGCGACUCGGACCGGCCGGGGCCAGCCUCCGGAGGAAGGGACUGCACAGCUGCCACAUCCCGGGCUGCGGCAAAGUGUACGGCAAGACGUCGCACCUUAAGGCGCACCUGAGAUGGCACACCGGCGAAAGGCCAUUCGUGUGCAACUGGCUCUUCUGCGGCAAGCGCUUCACGCGCUCCGACGAGCUCCAGAGACACCUGAGGACCCACACCGGCGAGAAGCGCUUCGCGUGCCCGGUGUGCAACAAGCGCUUCAUGCGUAGCGACCACCUGAGCAAGCACAUCAAGACGCACACGGCCGGAGGUGGCGGUAAGAAGGGCAGCGACAGCGACACUGACACCAGCAAUCUGGAGACGCCGAGGUCCGAGUCCCCGGACCUUAUUUUGGAAGGGGUCAACCCCAGGAUCACGGUUAAGGAACAGUCCCCUCACGACGAGCCCUGAUGGGGGAAAACAAGCACCCUCGAUUCCGAACUGCAUCACACGGGUCUUAUUUAAUAAGGGAAUAUUUCACGAAAAAACAAACUAAUCUCACCUCCAGACGCUUCAGCAGUAUUUAAUUGUGAGGAGGAACCUGUUGAAUUUGGACAAUGUGAGUUGCAUCUUGUAUAUGACUAACGAACACGUGUUCAUUUCAUGUUCUACUGUUAUUAAGCUUGGAUCGUUUUCAUUCGUGUUGCUUCUAUCCUGAACGUCAGGGAGUUUACUUUUCGAUGCACUUUGUGGAUAUUCUAUGUAUACGUGCAAAGCUUUCUUCAAAGUUUCGUUUGAUUUUUUUUUUAAUUC
Molecule: messenger RNA, 1824 nt
Organism: Corythoichthys intestinalis (scribbled pipefish)
Lineage: Eukaryota; Metazoa; Chordata; Actinopteri; Syngnathiformes; Syngnathidae
Gene: sp9
Product: sp9 transcription factor
Exons: 2
Coding region: 142-1482 (446 amino acids)
Biological process (GO): regulation of transcription by RNA polymerase II
Molecular function (GO): RNA polymerase II cis-regulatory region sequence-specific DNA binding; DNA-binding transcription factor activity, RNA polymerase II-specific
Source: RefSeq, a predicted model, not a curated record